Molecule: messenger RNA, 1542 nt
Organism: Capsella rubella
Lineage: Eukaryota; Viridiplantae; Streptophyta; Magnoliopsida; Brassicales; Brassicaceae
Product: lipid phosphate phosphatase delta
Exons: 8
Coding region: 254-1501 (415 amino acids)
Cellular component (GO): endoplasmic reticulum membrane
Molecular function (GO): sphingosine-1-phosphate phosphatase activity
Source: RefSeq, a predicted model, not a curated record
UCUCUUUCUCUCUCUCUCGCUUUGCCAGCGAACGUCCAUUGGAGCUCCUCACUGCUCGCCUUAGGAGGGAGGGAGAGAGAGAGAUUAUCCUUAAUUUUUAGCAAACAAAGAUAAAUUUGAUAAUUGGUCCUCUAAUCCUCUCUUCUGAGGUUUUUGAAACCCAGAAAAAUUUACUCACUGCCUCUAAAUUUUCUACUCUCUCCUCUUUCUUCUUGACCUCUUGGGAAAGAGGGAGGGAAGAAGAAGAUUCUCAAUGGAAAGCUCAGGAUCAGGCUCGGGGUCAUGGCAAGGAUUGAUCCUUGUGGGUAUUGUCACAUGGAUCUGUGUUUCUUCCUAUCUCAAUUUUACCUACAAACUUAGAUCUCUCUUACAACCAUGGGUCGCUCGUCAUGUCCUUGGUGGCGUUCCUCUCAUUCUCAGUAUCCAGAAAUGUCAGAAUGGAGUGUUGGAUGCUUUCUUCUCAGCGCUAUCGUGUGUUGUCUCUGUGCCCUUUUACACUGCUUUCUUGCCUUUGCUUUUCUGGAGUGGACAUGGUAGAUUGGCUAGGCAGAUGACUCUAUUAAUAGCGUUUUGUGAUUACUUUGGGAACUGCAUCAAGGAUGUGAUAUCAGCUCCUAGGCCAAGCUGCCCACCGGUUAGAAGGAUUACUGCCACCAAAGAUGAGCAAGACAAUGCAAUGGAAUAUGGCUUGCCUUCUUCACAUACUCUUAACACUGUUUGUUUAUCCGGAUAUCUACUUUACUAUGUGUCAUCAUCUGUUGGAUUCGAAAAUGUGUCUAUCCAAUACUAUGGAUUUGCCCUUGCUUGUCUGUUGGUAGCCCUAAUAGCCUUUGGAAGGAUUUACUUGGGUAUGCACAGCGUGGUCGAUAUCGUUGGUGGUCUUGCCAUAGGAGUCCUAAUUCUAGGUCUAUGGCUAUCCGUCACUGACCAAAUAGAUGAUUUUAUUACCUCAAAACAGAACAUUAGCUCCUUCUGGACUGCUCUGAGUUUUUUAUUGCUCUUUGCUUAUCCAACUCCUGAGCACCCAACUCCAAGCUACGAGUAUCAUACCGCCUUUAACGGGGUUACACUAGGAAUCGUGACUGGAGUCCAACAAACGUACAGCCAAUUUCACCAUGAGGCAGCCCCACGAGUCUUCUCACCAGAGCUCCUACUAUCAGCCUACAUUGGGAGAGUUAUGGUAGGAAUACCAACAAUACUCUUAGUGAAAUUCUGCAGUAAAUCCCUUGCAAAAUGGAUCUUACCAACAGUUUCCAGUGCACUUGGGAUUCCAAUAAGAUCUAGCACAUACAUUCCUAAGCUCAAGCUCAACAGUGGGCAUGCAAAUGGGAAGAAGACAGACGAAACCAAGUUCUCCGUUGGGUAUUUGCACAGGAUAUGCGAGUUCUUGUGUCAGGAUUCAUUUGACAUAGACACUGGAAUUAGGUUCUUCCAAUAUGCAGGCCUUGCCUGGUCCGUCGUUGACCUUGUUCCUUCCAUAUUUUCUUAUAUUAACUUGUAGUUACAACUCCAGUGUGGUUAUAUAAAAUCAGUGCUUCGACA